UGUUCCUUUCUUGUGACGCUAGACUAAGCAGAGAGUCCGCGCUCAUUGACUAUUCAGGAGAGAGACGAAGGCGUUGAAGGACUGAAACAAAACGAAACUAACAUUUAGCAAAUAAGUUGUUUAUCUUCAAGGCACCAUGCAGUCCAGGCGAUGGUUUGGUGGGGCUGGGUUUAGCUUUGCAGAUGACCCGGUCACAGAGACGUUGUCCCAGGCCAUCCGAGGCACAGGAGAAGAGCUGGACCGAGAGCCAGACACUGGGGUGCUGUUUGGCAGCCUACGUGGGAGCGUGGUAGGCCUCCGGUAUUAUACUGGCGUGGUGAACAAAGGGGAGAUGGUGUCUCUGGUGCGUCAGCCUCAGAACCCCUACGACCGUAAUGCGGUGAUGGUGGCUAACGUCUAUGGCAGUCAGGUGGGGCACAUCAAACGAGAGCUAGCCGUGUUGUUGGCUAACAUCAUGGACAACAACUUGGCCAGGGUGGAAGGGGUGGUGCCGUUCGGGGUGACAAACCAGUUCACCAUGUCUGUAGUUCUGUCCUUCUGGGGGAGAGAGGAGAACAGAGAUGCAGUGGUGAGGCAGAUAACUUCCCGCAGCUUCAAACUGCAGAGUGGGCCUACAGGAUUCAUGUGUGCAGAUGGUUCUAGAGAUCUGCCCAGGAAGAGUGUCCUACUGACUGCAGAAGAGUUGAAGAAUGCAUUUGACAAUUUAUUUGAAAACCUGAUGGAGGAUAAGAUUGGAGAGAGAGAGGCAGUGGAGGCAGUUUGUACUCCGCUGCUGCCCCACCAGAAGCAGGCUCUGAGCUGGAUGUGUGUGAGUGAAAACAACGCUGCGCUGCCCCACUUCUGGGAGGUUAAGGGGAAACUGUUCUAUAACACACUCACACACUCCUCUGUUAGAGAGAGACCGCAGAGGGUCCGGGGCGGCAUACUGGCUGACGACAUGGGACUGGGGAAAACGUUGACCACCAUCGCUCUGAUCCUCUCCAACUUCCACCACGGGAAACCUCUGUGUGAACCGGAGAAGUCUUCCCCUGAACCUAAGGCCUCUACCACCGCAAGGAAAAACCCUGAAGGUAAGUGUGUGUGCUCAGACAUUUCAGGUACCUGCUCCUCUCUCACUAAUGUUGAUUCCGCUCUCUCGCUCUCGCUCGCUCUCUCUCUCUCUCCCUCAGGGAAGAGUGGCGACGGGGAUCAGGCAGAAGUGUCUGUGGCUCCCGCUGGUCACUCCCCUUGUAUGAGAGCCAAUCAGGCUGAAACCCAGGUGGUGUGUGUGGAGUCAGUGGACGUGGUGCAAGAGGAUGUAGUGGAGGAUGGAGACAAGGACUUGGUGUCUGAAAAGAAAGCGAAGGGAAGGCCACAGGGAGGCAAAGCCAAGGCCACCACAACAAAGAAAGCUGCUAAGACCAAAGGGAAAGCAGUCAGCACCUCAAGAAAAGGGGGUGCUGUGUUGGAGGACCUGGACUUUGCAGCAGCACUGAGUGGGAUAACACAGGGAGCUCCUCAGAAAAAGAGUGUCGGUAAAAGUGUAGUUUCGCCGGUGGAAGCUGCCUCUUCCCAGAGCACAGACGACCCAGCAGCCAGAGCCACUCUCAUCAUCUGCCCCUUAUCGGUACUCAGCAACUGGCUGGACCAGUUGGAUCAACAUGUGCGAGCGGACGUCAAGCUGAAUGUGUAUCUGUACUAUGGCUCGGAACGCAACAGGGACACACACUUCCUGUCCUCGCAGCACAUGGUCCUCACCACCUACAACGUGCUUUCUGCUGACUACUCGGGCAGUGCUAGUCCCCUCCAUACAGUGAGCUGGUUGAGAGUGGUCUUGGACGAGGGCCAUAUUAUCAGAAACCCAAACACCCAGCAGAGCAAGGCUGUACUCAAAUUAAACACACAGAGACGCUGGAUACUCACAGGCACUCCCAUCCAGAACAACCUGAGGGAUCUGUGGAUGCUGGUGGCUUUUCUGCGUCUUAAGCCGUUCGACGUGAGAGAGUGGUGGAACAGAGUCAUACAGAGACCUGUCACACAGGGGGACAAGACCGGCCUGCAGAAUCUGCAGGCUCUGGUGAAGUGUGUCACGCUGCGUCGUACGAAGACCAGCCGUGUGUGUGGUCGGCCUCUGGUCUCUCUGCCGGAGAGGAGUGUCAGAAUAGAGGAAGUGGAGCUGACACAGAAGGAGAGGGAGGAAUACGAGCUGGCACACACAGAGGGACGCACCACCAUCAGCAGGUACGUUGCAGAGGGGACCGUCCUCAGGAACUACGCAGAUGUUCUGGCUAUCCUAGUCAGGCUGAGACAGUUCUGCUGCCACCCUGGCCUACUGGGAAAGACCACUACACACACAGGUGUGGUAGCUGUGACUCCUGCAGAGUUGAGAGAGCGUCUGAUAAUGAAACUGAGGCUGGUGCUGGGCACUGGCUCUGAUGAAGAGUGUGCUGUAUGUCUGGACUCUGUUCGUCUGCCUGUCAUCACACACUGUGCACACGUCUACUGCAGACCCUGCAUCGCAGAGGUCAUACGCAGUGAGCAGGAGCAGGCGCGGUGCCCUCUGUGCAGAGGCCAGAUCAAGGCCAGUGAACUAGUGGAGUUCCCUCUGGAGGAGGAGGAGGAGAGUAACCUCUUGGAGAACUGGAGGAGCAGCUCCAAGGUGGAGGCUCUAAUGUCUAGCCUGCUCAGACUGCGCAGUGAGGACGACAGCAUCAGGAGUCUGGUUGUCUCUCAGUUCACACGCUUCCUCACUAUUCUGGAGAUUCCACUCAGGGAGGAGGGUUUCAAGUUUGUACGUCUGGACGGCACUAUGAGCCAGAAAAGGCGGGCUCAGGUCAUUCAGGAGUUCCAGAGCGACGCCCCUGGCAGCCCAUUGAUCAUGCUGCUGUCACUCAAAGCCGGAGGGGUGGGGAUAAACCUCAGCGCUGCAUCCCGCGUCUUCCUCAUGGACCCAGCAUGGAACCCAGCAGCAGAGGACCAGUGUGUGGACCGGUGUCACCGCCUCGGCCAGAAGAGAGAUGUUGUCAUCACUAAGUUCAUAGUGAAGGGCUCCGUGGAGGAGAACAUGGUGAAGAUUCAGAGGCAGAAGCAGGAUCUGGUGGAGAAGGCUUUUGGCACCAAGAACCCCAGUGAGAGGAAGACGUCACGUGUUGAUGAAAUCCGAGCCCUGAUGGAGCUGUAGAUGCCAGCACUAAAAACAGCAAUUCUUUUGAACAGAGCCCUCUCUGGCAGGCCAACAUUGUCCUUUAAGUUUAGAGGUAAUGUUCUCCCAGCUGUGGGACCAAACACACACACACUGCCCAUUGUUUAGAGCAGUACUGCAUGUGUGGGAAUAAAGAAUCUGUUACAAACCAUACAUUAGUCUUUUUAAUUUGUUUUUGGUCCUAAAUUCCCCACAAACGGAAAUUCAUAGCUCAGGGUUCAAACCUCUGUAAAACAUCCUCUAGGAGUCUAGGGAAUAGGUGUGACAUGAGUUUACUGUAGACUUGACUAACUUGCUUUACUUUACAGAGCAGAGGAAAAUAUGAGGAUAAAAGGAUGUGUAUCACAGGUGUAAUUUCUAAUAAAACUCAGAUUAGAAAUAAUCUUGAUACUUUUC
Molecule: messenger RNA, 3577 nt
Organism: Oncorhynchus kisutch (coho salmon)
Lineage: Eukaryota; Metazoa; Chordata; Actinopteri; Salmoniformes; Salmonidae
Gene: hltf
Product: helicase-like transcription factor
Exons: 25
Coding region: 137-3160 (1007 amino acids)
Biological process (GO): DNA repair
Cellular component (GO): nucleus
Molecular function (GO): ATP-dependent activity, acting on DNA; ATP binding; hydrolase activity, acting on acid anhydrides, in phosphorus-containing anhydrides
Source: RefSeq, a predicted model, not a curated record